AUGUACCCACCGAGCGAAGAGGAGCGCGAGAUGUUCCCCACGCUUAAGCUCCCCUCCAACGUAUUGCGUCUGUGCCGAUACUGUCGCACACGUUUUGUCCACUUCUACUUCCCUCUGUCAUCUUCCUCCCUGCCAUCUCGCCCGUACGCAUCGUUCUACACCUUCGGCGACUCCUUUCCGCCAAUUGUGCCUCCGGGGACCGUCGACAUCAACCGCGUGGAGGAGCUAGCGAGGAAGGGCAUCGACAUAGCGCAGGUCGCGAUCGCGUGGAGCCUGUCCAAGCCGGGCGUCACCGCGCCCAUCGUUGGGACCACGUGUCUUGACAACCUCAAGGACAUCAUCGAUACGCCUGAGUUCUGCACCUUCCCCUGA
This is a messenger RNA of Sparassis crispa, 372 nucleotides long. RefSeq lists its product as hypothetical. NCBI's taxonomy places the organism in Eukaryota, Fungi, Basidiomycota, Agaricomycetes, Polyporales, Sparassidaceae. The coding region runs from base 1 to 372 and encodes 123 amino acids. The transcript has 4 exons. The record is from RefSeq and is a predicted model, not a curated record.